Messenger RNA from Nilaparvata lugens (brown planthopper), 2077 nucleotides. It is a transcript of the gene Golgin84, whose product is annotated as golgin-84-like. Bases 213 to 1964 code for a protein of 583 amino acids. The transcript has 12 exons. NCBI's taxonomy places the organism in Eukaryota, Metazoa, Arthropoda, Insecta, Hemiptera, Delphacidae. Gene Ontology annotation, cellular component: Golgi cisterna; Golgi membrane. Gene Ontology annotation, biological process: retrograde transport, vesicle recycling within Golgi; Golgi organization. The record is from RefSeq and is a predicted model, not a curated record.
UAUAGAAUUAUUGCAAUCAGCUGUUGAAAAUUCUAUUGUAAUUUGACAACUGACGUAGACUGUAGACGACAUUAACUACAUUUCAAUGUUUGUUUUUAAUUCAGUUUUCCUUUUAACCCGGAUCCAGAGUUUGUAAAAUGUGUGCUCUAAAUUAAUUCUUAAUUUUAUUGCUUGUAAAUAAAUGAAACCUUCAUUGUAAAUGAGUUGGAAACAUGGCUUGGCUGACUGGAAUAACGGGCAAGGCCGAAGAAUUUCUGAAUAAAUUGGACCAAAAUGCUGCGGUUGUACUCCAGAAAGAAAAAUCGGUUAAAAAAUUUAGCAACGAGCAACUAGUAGAAGUUACUACAUCGUCGGAAAAUUUACAGAAGAGGUAUACUCCGCCACCUCCGAAAUCAAGUCCGUUGAAAGCAGCGAUUCCAUUGGUCAAGUCUUCGCCCAAUCUUAGCUCAGCUAAAGUUCCAGACGAGGAUCAUUUAAUGCAGUUUCUCAAUACUCCAACCAGUGUUGAUAUUGAGGUGACCACGAAUAAGGAGAAUGGAGGAAUCCUAGUAACCGAGAAGGAGACAGAAGGCAGCUCAAAACAGACCAACAUCGACAUGAUUGGCACAGAUGCGCAGAUUUCAUCCUCCGAAAAGGAGUGCCAGUUGCUCAAAAACGAAGUGAGGAGUUUGAAUAAUGAGAUGUCGCUGCUGUUGCAUCGUACUAAGGCAGCUGAAAAAGAAACAGAAAAGUUGAAAAACGAACUUUCGGAGGCUGAGGGUCGCAUAUCUAGACUACAGGCUGAUCUACAGGGCUCCAGACUGCAGUCUAUUUCCGAUGCGGAGCUUAUACGUUCUCUACAGACUGCUAAUGAAUUGCUGACCCAACAAACUUCCGACUCCACUGGUAAACAAACAGAGGCAAUCGAGGAAUUUCAACAAAAACUUCAAGAAGCUGAAGCCAAGCGAGCUGCGACUAUCUCUGAAUUGGCCGCUCUUCAAAACAGAUUGCAGCUAGUUGAAGAAGAAAAGUUGUGCGCGGUGGAGGCGCGUGAGGCAGCCCAGACGGAGCUGACGUGUGUGACGCAACGUGUGGCCGAACUGUGCGCCGAAUACGACGCGUAUCGCACGCGCGCACAGCGCACACUCGCCAACAAGGAACAGCUGAUCGCCGAACUGCGCAAAUCGCCAACUGAUUCGUCGGCCGACUCGCUGCUCGAAAUUGAGUUGCAGCAGAUUAGAGAAGAACGCGCCGCCCUUGCCGAAGAGAACCAGCAGCUGGCGGGGCGGCUGGAGGCGGCUCGAGGGGCGGUGACGGCGGUGGAAGCCCGGCUGGAGGCGGCAGCCGAGGGGCAGCAGCGGCUGCGGGAGGCGGCACUUGAGGAGACGCGGAAGCGGCAAGCGGCUGAGGAUGAUUGUCGCGCACAGGCCGAGGAGCUGCAGUCGAUCCGCGAAGAGCUGAACCGCCAACGCGUUCAGCUACAGUCGCGGCUGCGCGAACGCGACGCAGAACUGAGCCGUCUGCGCAUGCAGCUUGGCGCAUCGACGCCCAGGGCGGACGGCGAGGUGGAGGCGCGACUCAAGGCAUUGACUGCCACCCUCGUGCAGAAGCAGACCAGCCUAGAGGUCGUCGGCAGUGAGAGAAAUGCGCUCCGGCUGCAGUUGGAGGAAAUCGAGCACAAAUACAGAGAGGCAAUCAGCAUGUUGAAUCAUGUACAGGGCAGGAUGAUUAAUGUGAAUGACACAGAUGAUGCUAAAGCACAAGUCCCGACAUUUCUGAUGGAAAGUCCAUUUGAUACGAGUGUGACAAGGCGAGUGAAGCGAGCCUACUCCUCGUUGGAUGCUGUCGGAAUCCGCACAAGUAUUUUUCUGCGACGGUAUCCACUUGCAAGGAUUAUUGUACUGUUUUAUGUGAUUGUACUACAUUUAUGGGUAUUCUUAGUGCUAUUCUCGUAUACUCCUGACAAUAAUACAACUGGAAUGUAAAAUAUCAUCAAUAGGCCUAAAGCUGCUUCAAUUAUAAGGGUUUGACCCAAUCUCAAAGACACUGGAAAUUAUUUAAUUAAUAUUAUAUUUAAUAGAAACCGAAGUAAGUAUAA